Molecule: messenger RNA, 1354 nt
Organism: Homo sapiens (human)
Lineage: Eukaryota; Metazoa; Chordata; Mammalia; Primates; Hominidae
Exons: 3
Coding region: 54-458 (134 amino acids)
Source: RefSeq, a predicted model, not a curated record
GGCCUCAGGAAGCCUCCAAUCAUGGCGGAAGGCAAGCGGAGCUGGCGCUUCACAUGGUUGAUCGAAGCUGGCAGAGGAUAGAAGAGCUCUGUGGCCGAGUGAGCUGUUUCUGGAGCCAGAUGAGUCUUUGGCAGAGCCUGAGGUCCCCUGCUACUACUGGGCCAAGACGAAUUGACAGAACUUCCAAAACACUUUGCAAAGACAGCGAGUGCACAAAGCUGCAGCUCACAGCCUUGUCCCGUGGCCGGGAGACAGGAUGCAUGCUGAGCUGCUGGGAGGAGGGACAGGAGGAAAAGUGCCUGCAGCUGCAGGAGCACCCACUUGAGAUGCCUCCUGUGUUCAAUCAAGUUCAGAGUAAUUGCUUCCUCACUCCUCCUGGCAAAACUGUUCAACUUGGCACAGUGACAGCUCCUUGUAGAGUUUUUCCAGCUGAUGUCAUUCUUCCUAAGGUCUGCUAGGGUCCCAGCUAACACGACUGUGUUGCACUGGCAUCCAGACCUCCACCAGGAGCAAUUCAAAGGCCUAUUUUUGUGAAUAUGUGGCAAAGAUCCCAGGCUCCAUGGAGGCCUUUUGCACUGGGGACAUGGUGGAAAAUUAAGCCCCAGAGGUAACUACCUACCUGAACGGCAUGAGACCAGCUGAUUAGAUGACAGAAUGGGCAGAUCCGUGGAAGGGAUUGAGUGAGCACUAACAUCGAGCAUUCUUAUAAACUAAGUGAGACUGCAAGAGUCAGGGGCCACUGUGCACAAUUGUGUGAGCUGUGUUUUGCAGCAGGUGUCUGGGGAGCUCAAAUCCACCCACAAAGGGAAGCCUUUCUGACUUGUACAAAGGGCCAUAAGUGGUGGCUCGAACCUGAGGCUCUACCAUGCAGUGAGUGUGGAGAUGUGGAGAUGGGUACACAGGAAUGGACAAUCUAGAGAGGGGAAGAGACUAACAUCCAGCAGCACGUUAACUGUGAAAGCAAACUAAAUAUGGCCUGAGAAGGACUCCAUACUUCUAUAUUUGAGUCCUCGCGGAUGGACUGUAACCUAGCUUAAUAGGCGGACAAAAUUGCAAACAUAACCUGGUAGUAUGCACCUCCAACAAUAGCUAAGUCUUGGCCAACCCCAGUGGCCAUACUCAACCAACCAUACACUGCUGAGUGUUCAAAUUAGGCAUACGCCAAGCAGUAACCAAUCCAGCUGUUUUAUACUUCACUUCUAAUUUCUGUACAUCAUUCCCCCCCCCCCACCUUUUUUUGUCUAUAAAUCUUCUCCACCUGGCUGUGCUGGAGUCUCUGUGAACCUGCUGUGAUUCUGGGGGCUGCCCAAUUCUCAAAUCGAUCAUUGCUCAAUUAAACUUUAAAUUUAAUUCA